Tinamus guttatus (white-throated tinamou) is the source of this 991-nucleotide messenger RNA. It is a transcript of the gene ATP23, whose product is annotated as ATP23 metallopeptidase and ATP synthase assembly factor homolog. Lineage: Eukaryota; Metazoa; Chordata; Aves; Tinamiformes; Tinamidae. Gene Ontology annotation, biological process: mitochondrial proton-transporting ATP synthase complex assembly; mitochondrial protein processing. Gene Ontology annotation, molecular function: metalloendopeptidase activity. The record is from RefSeq and is a predicted model, not a curated record.
AUGUACAUACACAUAUACAGCAGCUUUGCUUGGCUCUCUGCUCCUCAAUGCCCUUUUUUUCGGGGUGCUGGUAACCAGCAGAGCUGCCCAGCUCAUGGUUUCAGCACACUUCAGCCACAGACAUGCCCCCAUGGCGAGAACCUCAGCACCAAGGUUUAUCUAAGCCGCCUGGCAGCUCUGCGGCCCAAAAGCCGCAGGCUUCAAAGCAGAAUGCCACGAGAAACGCGAGUUUAUCCGAAUUUGCAGCCGGCCUCCCAGGAGCCCACAAUACCCGCGGGCUCCCUUAGGGGCUUCCUGGCGCGUAGCCUCUUCACCUUCCACAACCGGUGCCAGCUGAUGCUGAGGAUGACCCUGGCCACUAAUCCACAUGCUCGACUUCUUCUUGAGGCUAUGAAGCAAUCUGGUUGCACUGUCUUCAAUGACCGGCACUUUUCUUGUGAGAACUGUGAUAGCUGUGUCGGGGGAGGUUUUGAUUCUGCCACAUCUCAGAUUGUUCUGUGUCAGAACAAUAUUCGCCACCAAUCCCAAAUGAACCGUGUGGUUACACAUGAAUUGAUUCAUGCUUUUGAUCACUGCCGUGCACACGUUGACUGGUUCAAAAACGUCAAACACUUAGCGUGUUCAGAGAUUCGAGCUGCUAAUCUCAGUGGAGACUGUACACUGAUGAAUGAAAUAGCCAGGUUUAAGUUCGGAUUAAAGCGACACCAACAGACUUGCGUACGAGACCGAGCUAUUCGUUCCAUUCUGGCUGUUAGAAAAGUUAGCAAAGAAACGGCAGAAAAAGCUGUGAAUGAAGUUUUUGAUGCCUGCUUCAAUGAUCUGGAGCCAUUUGGAAGAAUCCCAUACAGCAAAUCAGAUGCAAAACGUGCUUAUAAAGACUUUCAGAACCGAGGUCGUUAUUAUGCUAAUUUGUAAAGGAAAAAGCUUGAAAAAUAAAUUUUUUAAUUUUUGGUUACACCUAGGUUAAGCCUAUGCACACAACUCUGGUGGA